AUGUACUACAAGAAUUAUAAGCUCUUCUUCAACGCCUACAUCAAGGCUUCGCGCCUUCGGUGGGUGCUCGUGACGCCACAGAACGCCGCCUCCAUCAUGCGCCUCGUCAAGGAGGCCUUUGUGCGCAAGUCGGCCCCGAAGAACGGCGAAGGGAUCUUCACUCAGGAGUUCAUCCGCACGCUCCUCGCCGGUGUCAUCAUCACGCGUGUGGGCAAGUACAACAUAAAGAUCAUGAUCAGCCACGAUCCCGACACCGGCAGGCAGCUCCGCGAUGCCCUUUGGUCUGGUUGGGGUCCGCGGGUCGGGAUGCGAACGACGCCCCGGUGA
Acanthamoeba castellanii str. Neff is the source of this 327-nucleotide messenger RNA. RefSeq lists its product as uncharacterized. The record is from RefSeq and is a predicted model, not a curated record. The transcript is spliced from 3 exons. NCBI's taxonomy places the organism in Eukaryota, Discosea, Longamoebia, Acanthamoebidae. Bases 1 to 327 code for a protein of 108 amino acids.